Notodromas monacha is the source of this 2979-nucleotide messenger RNA. The record is from the annotation of a GenBank genome assembly. NCBI's taxonomy places the organism in Eukaryota, Metazoa, Arthropoda, Ostracoda, Podocopida, Cyprididae.
AUGAUCCGGAAGAAUAUCCAGAAGUACGCCAAGCGUAAGAACGUUCCCGCAUCCAAAGAAGCUGGCCCGCAAGAUCGCAUCAGGAUGCGAACGACCAAAACCUGGGCAGGCACGUCCAUGGGUUCCAUGGAAGAUUACGAUCUGGAGGAUAGCGAACUGACAGCCGAAACCGGCGGCAGUAAUGCGCCACCAACUCCCACGCCUUGUGCGUCGCGUGCCACCGGGCCCAAUUUGCUUCUGCCGCCUUCGGCCAGUGGCACAUCGGAACAGUCGUCAAGUUUGGAACCAUCUGCGACUGCAGUUUCCCUGCAAAAUGGAUCGCUGUCUGACGUGAAUGACGGCGGAAUGACGAAGGCCAACACUCAUUUUAUGCGGAAAUUGCCGCCUGAUGUGGAAGCCUCCAACAUUAUGAUCGGAGAGCUUGAUUUCUUGGAACGCCCCAUCAUGGCCUUCAUACGUUUGAACAAUUCGACUUUGUUGGGAGAUUUGACAGAAGUUCCGGUUCCUACUAGAUUCCUUUGUUUUGUACUUGGACCACCUGAUGGGCGAUCAUCUCGUUACCGGGAGAUCGGUCGUUCGAUGGCCACGUUAAUGUCUGACGAGAUUUUCCACGUCAUCGCCUACAAGGCCAAGAGGCGCGAUCACUUGCUCGCGGGGUUGGAUGAAUUCCUGGACUCCGUCACGAUCCUGCCUCCGGGCGAGUGGGACCCUGCCAUUCGUAUCGAACCGCCGAACAGCAUCCCUUCUCAGGAACCAAGGAAGCACGGUGAUGUGCAAAAGGAGAAGAUCGACGAGGAAGAUUUGGAGCGGAAGCUUCGGGAAGAAGCCGGAUUAACGCGCACUGGAAGGCUCUUUGGUGGAUUAAUCAAUGACGUUAAACGCAAAUGGCCUUGGUAUCUCUCGGACUUCACGGAUGCCCUCUCAGUCCAAUGCGUCGCGUCGUGGAUUUUCCUCUACUUCGCAUGCUUGACACCGAUCAUAACGUUUGGAGGAUUGCUCGGGGAAGCGACAGGCAACAACAUGGCCGCUAUGGAGUCGCUGGUGUCGGGUGCUGUGGUCGGCGUCACGUAUGCUUUGUUUUCUGGACAACCGCUCACAAUACUCGGCAGCACAGGACCUGUGCUGGUCUUCGAAACCAUUCUCUACGACUUCUGCUCGCGUAAUGAAUGGGAAUACCUAUCUUUCCGAAUGUGCAUCGGGAUCUGGGUUGGGAUAUUGCUGGUCCUUAUGGUGGCGUUGGACCUGUCAUACACAGUGUGUUACAUCACUCGGUUCACGGAAGAGAACUUCGCGUGUUUGAUUGCCUUCAUUUUCAUCUACAAGGUCAGUCAAGCGAGACAGUUAAACGCCAUCGAGAAGGUUAUAUUGAUCGGCGAAAAAUAUCCGAUCAAUACGUCGGGUCAUUUUCCGGAUUACACGUGCCGGUGCAACUCCACCAAUGAAACCAUCCAGGCUCAGCUAAGAAAUGACGAUCCUUUCAAUGGGCAAUGGGGAUUGGCUCCGAAGGAUGAAUGCGAGCUGAAAUACGAUGGCAUCCUUUUUGGAUCUGGAUGCGAUACCCCAGUGUAUCAACCCGACGUGUUUUUGAUGUCGAUCCUGCUUUUCAUGGGAACUUUCACCGUGUCCGUUAUCCUGAAGAAUAUUCGAUCGGCACGUUUCUUUCCGACGAAGGUGCGCUCCGUAAUGAGCGAUUUCGCUGUGAUCAUUGCCAUUGGGUCGAUGUCACUGCUCGACUACGUCGUGAAUAUCAAGACUCCGAAGCUGACGGUUCCGAGCACGUUUGCACCUACGUUGCCAGAUCGAGGUUGGGUCGUGACGCCUCUGGGCGGGAAGAACCCGUUCUGGUCGCCUCUGGCCGCCUUUUUGCCCGCGCUGUUGGCCGUCAUUCUCAUCUUCAUGGACCAGCAAAUUACCGCCGUCAUCGUGAAUCGUAAAGAAAAUCGCCUGAAGGUGCGUCUGGAAAUUAUUUGGCGCCCUCAACUCACGACUCGCGAGCAGAAAGGCUGCGGCUAUCAUUUGGAUCUGUUCGUGCUGGCUCUCCUCAUCAUCGUGUGCAGUUGCAUGGGGAUUCCUUGGUUCGUUGCCGCAACGGUGCUGUCCAUUAAUCACGUCAACUCGUUGAAAAUGGAAUCAGAAUGUGCUGCCCCCGGGGAAAAACCGCAAUUUCUCGGCGUCAGGGAGCAACGCGUGACUCCGCUUCUCAUCUUCUUGACCAUCGGACUUUCGGUUUUCCUGACUUCGGUGCUAAAACACAUUCCGAUGCCGGUUCUAUUUGGCGUGUUUCUGUAUAUGGGCGUAUCAUCGUUGAACGGGUUGCAGUUUUUCGACAGGCUCAUGAUCAUGUUUAUGCCACCGAAAUACCAACCGGACUAUUAUUUCUUGCGUCAGGUUCCAUUGAAGCGUGUGCAUAUUUUUACGCUUAUUCAACUUGUCUGCUUUGCGGUCCUGUGGAUCAUCAAGUCGUUCAAGCAAACAUCCAUAUUGUUCCCGAUCAUGUUGGUCGUGAUGAUAGCCGUGAGGAAAAUUUUGGACUUCCAGUUUAAGCCAGAAGAGCUUAAGGUGCUUGAUGACUUGAUGCCGGAUUUCAAGCGUCGGACAAUCGAAGAAAAAGAUGAGGACGAAGAUGGUGCCGAUGAUGGAGAUAUUCCACCGGAUGGCAAACUCGGAUCUCUGAGGAUGGGUCCAUCCGGAAACUUGUCAAUUCCCUUGGCCAACGGCAAUAUAAUGAAAAUCCCUGCUAAUGUCAUCAAUAUCUCUGAAGAGUUGGACAAAUCAGGAGUUUGGAAACAUGUGAAUUCGGAGAACGACCUUAGGGCAAAUGGGAAGGGUGAAUCGAAGGCAAGAAAUCGAGCUGCGAAUGAAAAGGGCUCCAGUGACGAGCAUAAACGUCUUUCGCACGUCCCGGAGGAAGAUGAGGAUGAUGUGGGGAUCACAAUUAAGCUUGUUUUGGUGAACCACUCUGCAGCAGCCACCUUUUAA